UUUGCUCAACGUGGUGGAGCUUCAGGAAGAAAAGAAAGAUCUAAUGACCAUAUUUUUAAAAUACUUCUGUGUGACGCAAAUGACAGCAGUACAAUGAGCUUCCGAGGAAAGGAAUUUUGGAAAAAGAGGCGGACAGUGAGGAGAGUGAAUCCGGAAGAAAUCCACAGGUUCAGUUCUCAGGAAAAGCCUAGGCUUCUCGAGCCCUUGGAUUAUGAAGCUGUCAUUGAGGAACUUGAAAAGACCUAUGGGAACGAUCCCCUUCAAGACCUCCUGUUCUUCCCCAAGGAUGACUUCUCAACAGCCACAGUUUCUUGGGAUAUCAGGACAUUGUACUCCACAGUACCUGAAGACGCAGAACACAGAGCAGAAAACUUGCUGGUGAAAGAGGCUUGUAAAUUUUAUAGUUCCCAGUGGUAUGUAGUAAACUACAAAUACGAACGAUAUUCUGGAGACAUUCGGCACCUACCCCGAGCAGAAUACAAAGCGGAGAAACUUCCCUCCCAUUCCUUUGAGGUUGACCACGAAGAUGCUGAUAAGGAUGAAGAUACUACUUCCCACUCAUCGUCUAAGGGCGGUGGCGGAGCCGGGGGGACGGGUGUGUUCAAGUCUGGCUGGCUCUACAAGGGGAAUUUUAACAGCACAGUGAACAAUACCGUCACUGUCCGGUCAUUCAAGAAGCGCUAUUUCCAGCUGACUCAGUUACCAGAUAGCUCCUACAUUAUGAACUUUUACAAGGAUGAAAAAAUAUCCAAAGAACCAAAAGGCUGCAUUUUUUUGGAUUCCUGCACAGGUGUGGUGCAGAACAACAGGCUAAGGAAGUACGCCUUUGAACUGAAGAUGCACGACCUGACUUACUUUGUGCUGGCAGCUGAGACGGAGUCGGAUAUGGACGAGUGGAUCCACACUCUGAACCGCAUCCUACAGAUCAGUCCUGAGGGCCCAAUGCAGGGGAGAAGGAGCACAGAGCUCGCCGACCUGGGGCUGGAUCCACUGCAUAAUUCUGUGACUUGUGAAUGCACGCUGGAGGAGACGGAUUCUUCAGAGAACAGCCUACACCCAGACUUUGCCAAAUACCUCACAGAAACAGAAGACAGUGUUAAGACAACGCGAAACAUGGAGAGGCUGAAUCUGUUCCUGCUAGACCCAGAUAUAGAUACCCUGAAACUUCAGAAAAAGGAUGUUUUAGAACCUGAGUUUGUGAUCAAACCCUUUGAAGAGAAAGCAGCAAAGAGAAUUAUGAUCAUUUGUAAAGCUCUCAACUUUAAUCUUCAGGGAUGUGUUACGGAGAAUGAAAGUGAUCCCAUAACAAACAUUGAGCCAUUUUUUGUGAGUGUGGCACUUUAUGACCUGAGAGAUGGUAGGAAGAUUUCUGCUGAUUUUCACGUGGAUCUAAACCACACAGUGGUCAGGCAGAUGCUCUUGGGGCCUCCCAUGGCUUUGGAAAAUGGCACCAUCGACACCAUCACCCCAAGACAAUCAGAAGAACCCCACAUCAAGGGACUUCCAGAGGAAUGGCUCAAGUUUCCAAAGCAGGCUAUAUUUUCUGUAAGUGAUCCACAUUCUGAAAUUGUUUUGGUGGCCAAAAUUGAAAAAGUCUUGAUGGGAAACAUUGCAAGUGGUGCUGAACCUUACAUCAAGAACCCAGACUCCAACAAGUUUGCACAAAAGAUACUCAAAUCCAACAGACACUUCUGUAGCAAGUUGGGGAAAUACCGCAUGCCAUUUGCCUGGGCGGUGAGAUCAGUUUUUAAGGACAACCAGGGAAAUGUGGACAGAGACUCAAGAUUUUCACCAUUGUAUAGACAAGAAAGCAGCAAGAUUUCAACUGAAGACCUCCUUAAACUAGUAUCAGAUUAUAGGAGGGCUGACCGGAUAAGCAAAAUGCAGACAAUCCCUGGAAGCCUGGAUAUCGCUGUUGACAACAUUCCUUUGGAACAUCCAAACUGUGUAACAUCGUCCUUUAUCCCUGUCAAGCCUUUCAACCUGAUGGCUCAAUCUGAACCAACGGUGGAAGUAGAAGAAUUUAUUUAUGACUCAACAAAGCAUUGUCGUCCUUAUAGAGUAUACAAAAAUCAGAUUUACAUUUACCCCAGACACCUCAAGUAUGAUAGCCAAAAAUGUUUCAAUAAGGCACGAAAUAUUACCGUGUGUAUUGAAUUCAAAAACUCCGAUGAAGAAGGGGCCAAGCCUGUGAAGUGUAUUUAUGGAAAACCAGGAGGACCUCUCUUCACAUCAGCUGCCUACACAGCCGUUCUGCAUCAUUCACAGAAUCCAGAUUUCUCUGAUGAGGUGAAGAUUGAGCUACCAACACAGCUCCAUGAGAAACACCAUAUUUUAUUUUCUUUCUAUCACGUCACAUGUGACAUCAAUGCCAAAGCCAACGCCAAAAAGAAGGAGGCACUGGAAACUUCAGUGGGUUAUGCUUGGCUUCCUCUGAUGAAACAUUGUCAGAUAGCUUCUCAAGACUAUCACAUCCCAGUAGCAACAAUUCUGCCACCUCAUUACUUAAGCAUUCAGGACUCUGCAAGUGGAAAGCAUGGCGGGAAUGACGUCAAGUGGGUUGAUGGUGGCAAACCCCUUUUCAAAGUGUCAACCUUUGUGGUGUCAACAGUGAACACACAGGAUCCACAUGUGAAUGCAUUUUUCCAACAGUGCCAAAAGAGAGAAAAGGACAUGUCUCAGUCACCUACCUCAAGCUUCAUACGCUCUUGUAAGAAUUUGUUAAACGUGGAAAAGAUUCAUGCGAUCAUGAGCUUCCUGCCUAUAAUCUUGAACCAGCUCUUCAAGGUUCUGGUGCAAAAUGAAGAGGAUGAAAUAAGCACAACUGUUACCAGGGUUCUCACCGAUAUUGUAGCCAAGUGCCAUGAGGAGCAGCUUGACCAUUCAGUCCAGUCGUACAUUAAGUUUGUGUUCAAGACAAGGACCUACAAGGAAAGAACGAUACAUGAAGAACUGGCUAAAAAUGUGACUGGCCUGUUGAAGUCAAAUGACUCAACCACAGUGAAGCAUGUCCUGAAGCAUUCCUGGUUCUUCUUUGCAAUUAUCCUAAAAUCAAUGGCGCAGCACUUAAUUGACACAAACAAAAUUCAGCUUUCCCGGGCUCAAAGAUUUCCUGAAUCUUACCAAAAUGAACUAGACAAUCUUGUAAUGCUUGUCUGCGACCAUGUGAUUUGGAAAUACAGAGAUACGCUUGAAGAAACUAAGAGAGCAAAUCAAAGCGUUGCUCGAUUUCUUAAGCGCUGCUUCACAUUUAUGGACCGAGGGUUUGUGUUCAGGAUGGUCAACAAUUACGUCAGCAUGUUCUCCUCUGGUGAGCUCAAGACUUUAUGCCAAUAUAAGUUUGAUUUUCUUCAAGAAGUGUGCCAACAUGAGCACUUCAUUCCUCUGUGUCUUCCCAUAAGAUCUGCAUACAUUCCAGAUCCUGUGACACCUUCAGAAUCAAUUCAGGAGUUACAUGCCUCAGACAUGCCCGAAUAUUCAGUCACCAAUGAAUUUUGCCGCAAACACUUCUUAAUUGGAAUUCUGCUUCGAGAAGUUGGCUUUGCCCUGCAGGAAGACCAAGACGUCAGGCACUUAGCUUUAGCUGUCCUCAAAAAUCUGAUGGCUAAGCAUUCAUUUGAUGAUCGAUACAGAGAACCAAGAAAACAGGCCCAGAUUGCAAGUCUGUACAUGCCUCUGUAUGGCAUGCUUCUGGACAACAUGCCCAGGAUUUACCUAAAGGACCUGUAUCCUUUUACGAUCAACACAUCCAAUCAGGGCUCUAGAGAUGACCUAAGUACCAAUGGAGGCUUUCAAACCCAGACAUCUAUGAAGCAUGCAACAUCUGUGGAUACAUCAUUUUCUAAAGAUGUCUUAAAUUCCAUAGCAGCAUUUUCAUCCAUAGCUAUUUCUACAGUAAACCACGCUGAUUCCAGAGCAUCGUUAGCAAGUCUUGACUCCAACCCAAGCACCAAUGAGAAGAGCAGUGACAAGAUGGAUAACUGUGAGAAGAUCCCCAGGCCUUUGUCUCUGAUUGGGUCAACACUUCGAUUUGACAAGUUAGAUCAAGCAGAAACCAGGAGUCUUCUUAUGUGUUUUCUCCACAUUAUGAAAACAAUUUCAGAUGAGACACUGAUUGCGUACUGGCAGAGAGCACCCAGCCCAGAGGUGUCAGACUUCUUCAGCAUCCUAGAUGUUUGUCUUCAAAAUUUCAGAUACCUAGGAAAACGCAAUAUAAUAAGGAAAAUAGCUGCUGCAUUUAAAUUUGUGCAGUCAACCCAGAGCAAUGGAACCCUGAAAGGAUCCAACCCUUCCUGCCAGACAUCGGGACUGUUGUCACAAUGGAUGCAUACCACAUCCGGUCAUGAAGGGCAUAAACAGCACAGAUCACAAACCUUACCUAUAAUUCGAGGCAAAAAUGCUCUUUCCAACCCCAAACUUUUGCAGAUGUUAGACAAUACCAUGACCAGCAACUCCAAUGAAAUCGACAUUGUGCACCACGUGGACACCGAGGCCAAUAUUGCCACCGAGGUUUGCCUUACAAUCCUAGACCUGCUCACCCUCUUCACCCAGGUCCACCAGAGACAGCUCCAGCAAUCGGAAUGUCAAAAUUCACUUGUGAAAAGGGUCUUCGACACCUACAUGCUCUUUUUCCAAGUCAACCAGUCGGCUGCAGCGCUGAAGCACGUGUUUGCCUCUUUGAGACUGUUUGUAUGCAAGUUUCCUUCAGCCUUCUUCCAAGGCCCUGCCGACCUCUGUGGAUCUUUCUGCUAUGAAGUCCUCAAAUGCUGUAACCACAGGUCACGCUCAACUCAGACUGAAGCUUCAGCCCUUUUAUACUUCUUCAUGAGGAAGAAUUUUGAAUUUAACAAACAGAAGUCAAUUGUCAGGUCCCAUUUACAACUCAUCAAAGCAGUAAGCCAGUUAAUCGCUGAUGCUGGGAUUGGAGGCUCCCGGUUUCAGCACUCCCUUGCGAUCACCAACAACUUUGCCAAUGGAGACAAGCAGAUGAGAAACAGUAAUUUCCCAGCAGAGGUGAAAGACCUAACUAAACGCAUUAGGACUGUUUUGAUGGCCACGGCUCAGAUGAAAGAGCACGAGAAGGAUCCCGAGAUGCUUGUGGACCUCCAGUACAGCCUGGCAAACUCUUAUGCAAGUACCCCUGAACUGCGGAGGACCUGGCUGGAAAGCAUGGCCAAGAUUCAUGCAAGAAAUGGAGACUUAUCCGAGGCUGCUAUGUGCUACAUCCAUAUAGCCGCCCUCAUUGCUGAGUACCUGAAAAGGAAAGGUUACUGGAAAAUGGAAAAGAUUUGCACGUCAUCCCUGGUCCCGGAGGAUGCCCAUCCCUGUGAUAGCCACCCAUUACUAACAACCCCAGGUGGAGGAAGUAUGUUCUCUAUGGGAUGGCCAGCUUUUGUGAGCAUCACACCAAAUAUUAAAGAAGAAGGAGCAAUGAAAGAGGAUUCAGGAAUGCAAGACACACCAUACAAUGAGAGCAUUCUAGUGGAGCAGCUGUACAUGUGUGUGGAGUUUCUCUGGAAGUCCGAGCGGUACGAACUCAUCGCUGAUGUCAACAAACCCAUCAUUGCCGUCUUCGAGAAGCAACGGGACUUCAAGAAACUGUCGGAUCUGUACUAUGACAUCCACCGGUCCUAUCUAAAAGUGGCAGAGGUGGUGAACUCAGAGAAGCGGCUGUUCGGGCGCUACUAUCGUGUGGCAUUUUAUGGGCAGGGUUUUUUUGAAGAAGAAGAAGGUAAAGAGUACAUCUAUAAAGAGCCCAAGCUAACGGGGCUCUCGGAGAUUUCCCAAAGGUUACUCAAGCUCUAUGCAGAUAAAUUUGGGGCAGACAAUGUGAAGAUAAUCCAGGAUUCCAACAAGGUAAACCCCAAGGAGUUAGACCCCAAGUACGCCUACAUCCAGGUCACCUACGUCACGCCAUUCUUCGAAGAGAAGGAGAUCGAGGACCGCAGGACAGAUUUUGAAAUGCACCACAACAUCAACCGCUUUGUGUUCGAGACUCCCUUCACGCUGUCCGGCAAGAAGCACGGGGGAGUGGCGGAGCAGUGCAAACGCAGGACCAUCCUCACAACAAGCCACCUGUUCCCCUAUGUGAAGAAGAGGAUCCAGGUCAUCAGCCAGUCGAGCACCGAACUGAAUCCGAUUGAGGUGGCCAUUGAUGAGAUGUCCAGGAAGGUUUCUGAGCUGAACCAGCUCUGCACCAUGGACGAGGUGGACAUGAUCCGACUGCAGCUUAAACUGCAGGGAAGUGUCAGCGUGAAGGUCAAUGCUGGGCCAAUGGCCUACGCACGUGCUUUCCUUGAAGAAACAAAUGCCAAAAAAUACCCUGACAACCAAGUCAAGCUCUUGAAGGAAAUCUUCAGGCAAUUUGCAGAUGCCUGUGGGCAGGCUCUGGACGUGAAUGAGCGCCUCAUCAAGGAGGACCAGCUGGAGUACCAGGAAGAAUUGCGCUCUCAUUACAAGGACAUGCUCAGUGAGCUGUCUGCCGUCAUGAAUGAGCAGCUCUGUCGAGGUCCGUGUUUAUACAGCUUCUGUUCCUCUGUGUCUAGCAUGUCCCUCAGUACUGUGAGCAAGAGUGAUUACGGGCAGGGACGACCUAGCAAAGCGCGGAGCGGAGCACCCCAGCACUCGUAUAAUUAGCAAGGCCACGCCAGCCGCACCCACCAUCUCCCACUCCGCCAGUGCCGAAGUGUGAGCUUAGCUCCACAGAACGAGACGCAGCUCUCCAGGAAUUCUCUCAACUGGCCACUCAUCUCGGGGACAACAGAGAGACAUUUAAUUUAUUUGAAGGUUUUUGUGUGUGUGUGUGUGUUUUUUCCGGCGUUAACAUUUUUGUUUACCUCGCUAGCUUGAGAAUUUUGCAAGCCUAUGAAUUUGCACAUUUUCCCUAUGACUUCGGUUUGGUUUUGUUUUCUUGGAGCAGUGUUGAUCAAGUCAAGCUGAAUAUUUGCCAUGAAAUGCCAAUGAAUGUUCAGCUCAAGAGCAAACCCCACGUUUUUUGCAGUCGGAUAUAAUGAGUUCAAGACCCAGUCCCCAUCCACAUAUUUUAAAGGUCAAAGUGAAUGUUUUUGUAACAUUUAAGGAUAUUUCAGAUGUAAAUAGCAGAUUGUACAAUAUAUGGUUUUUACCAAAUUUAAAAGAAUGUUUUUAGUUCUUUCAACAGUACUAAAAUUAUAUGAAUAACAUUUCAGAUACCAUUAUAUUAAAAUAUUUGUGUAUGUGUAAAAAAAGUGUUCAUAUAUACUAAUCUUCAAAGUUUGUGAAGUUCCUUUAUUUGUAAUAUAUGUGCUUUUAAAUGCAAUGGGAUGUGAAAUUAUAGAGGUAUUUUGUUGUUGUUAAUAAAAAUAAAAAAUAUGGUUACUUUGCA
Molecule: messenger RNA, 7363 nt
Organism: Dipodomys ordii (Ord's kangaroo rat)
Lineage: Eukaryota; Metazoa; Chordata; Mammalia; Rodentia; Heteromyidae
Gene: Dock10
Product: dedicator of cytokinesis 10
Exons: 57
Coding region: 94-6636 (2180 amino acids)
Biological process (GO): positive regulation of GTPase activity; dendritic spine morphogenesis; small GTPase-mediated signal transduction
Molecular function (GO): guanyl-nucleotide exchange factor activity
Source: RefSeq, a predicted model, not a curated record